ACCCACAGUAUGACUGUAAAAUCAACAUUUCUCAGUAACCAUCCUAUAUUAAGCCUAGCGCAAUACAUCAUUCGAUGCGCCAUGAAAAGUUCUACAAUAUGUGUUAAUAAGAAGCUUAACGAAGUGGGGCAGCAUGUUUUAUAAAUUUAAUACUAGACUUUUCCAUCGGUCGUGGCUAUACCACGGGAACUCUUUGUCACCUUUUUCUAUGAAACUAAAGAUGAUCCCUAAUCAUUCAUAUACUAUUCGAUGCGUUUUGGAAAGUUCCACAAGAUGUGUUAAUAGGAAACUUAACAAAGCUUGUCAGCGGCUUUUGUGUAUUAAAUCCUUCGCCACUUAAAACUACAGUGGGUUGAAAAAUUAUUCGUCCAUCUUUAUUUUUCCUUUUUCUCGUCAACCAUAAUAGCUAAAACAAAUUUGAAAAAAGAUCUGAACAGCUGAAAGAACUUUUUGAUCUGUUGUGCUGUAUAGAAAGGUCCUAUGAAAACUUCUGAAACUAGGAUCUCUCGAAAACCCAAAUUUCAGAAAACCAAGUCCACGAGUUCAAUCGAGAAAUUCUUUGCAAGUAACUCCGUCGUGUAGAGCAAACAUUUCUGAACAAAAUGAGACGUCUCCGAGCUCUGUGCCGCAUUUUUUCAUGAAACAGCAUUCGAUUUACGGAAGGUCCUAAGGGCGCAUCUUUGCGGUAAUUGAAAUUUGGGUUUUCCAGAGAUCCUAGUUUCAGAAGUUUUUAUAGGACCUUUCUAUAAACACUUUCAGAUCAACGAAACAUUGGUUAUCAGCCACUUUUUUUCGUUCUAUUGUGUUGACUAAAAAAAUUUCCACUCAAUAAUUCAAAGACAAUUUGAUCAUCUGUAGUAGUCUGUCUUUGUUGUGAUUUAUUUGUUGUUAGUAGGGUACUCCAGAUAACGUACAGUCAUUUUCAAUCGGAAUUGUUUAUCACAGACGUAUUUUCUGACAUUUUUUUGUUUCGUUUUUAUCUAGAUCGCCCAUCACAGUGCACAAGACGAAUGGAAUGCCAUUAAGAAAAACGAAGAACAUGUACAAGAGAAAAUUGAAGAAUAUUUGGAAAUUUAUCAGCGAUCAGGUGCAUCUGGUUUAGGCGAUAUAAAUCAACCACCACAGACAAAAAAGAAAAAAUAUCCGAAAAAGAAAAAAGCAAAAAAACGAAAACGUUCUGAUAAUUCAGACAUUGACGAAGCACAAAUACCCGUUAUCGAAGUUGAAACAGCCAUGACAACUCGAAGUCAAACAAAUGGCACUAAUGGUGAAUUCAGUGGUCCACCAUCAAAAAUCUCGACACUAUCGGUUAUUACUCCUAAUAUAACAACUGCACAACAAAAACAGUUACAGUCGAGAAAAGCCAAGAAAAUUCGUGCACCAGCUCAAGAACUCGUCUCUAUCGAAUUGACCGAAGUGAACGAGAAAAUUGUUAGUUUAAUUCAAUUGAAAAAUAUGGGUUUGGCCACAGACGAUUCAAAAAGAAAUUUGAAAAAAUUAUUUGCCGAACGAAAGAAGAAAUCAAAUGAACUCAAACGUUUAAAAACGGAGCAAGUACGAAAAGCAAAAUUUCGUCAGAAAAAGAAACAAAUCGUCGAACAAUUGUGUGAGAAAAAUCCAGAGAUUGCUGGCGAAUUAAGCAAAAUUUAUCGAACGACAAUUGGACGUCCACCAAUUGAAGAACAAUGUCCAGAUUUGCUUCAAAUUAUCGAGGAAAUUGCCAAAUGUGGUGGUGCAAGUGAUGAUAAACGACGAUCGGAACAAAUACGACCAUGUUUGACAUUGGAUGAUUUAAGAGAGAAAAUUAAACAGCGUGGCUAUGACAUUAAACGAUCAACAUUAUAUUACAGAUUAUUGCCUCGGCGUCCAACAUCAAUUGAUGGCCGUCGUCAUGUCCGUACUGUACCAGUUCGUCUUCGUCGUGCUCAAAACAAUGAUCAUGGAAAACAUGAGGAUGGUCAUUUUGCAACAGCCACUAUUCGAUACAUCAAAGAUUUGGCUGGUAUAUUUGGCAAUGAUGUUGUAUUUUUCCUAUCACAAGAUGAUAAAUGUAAAGUUCCCAUUGGAUUGCCCGCUGCCAAAAUUCAAGCACCAAUGUUAAUGCAUUUGGACUAUGCCGUUAAACUACCGGAUCAUGAUUGGACAGUAGCCCCAAGACAUCAAUUGACACCAUCGGUUUACGCUGCGUGCGUCAUUAAUCCAGAUGGUGAUGUUGGUUAUUCGGGACCGACGUAUAUUGCCGUUCGAUCAGCAAAACAUGAUCGUUCUGAUGCACAAUCACAUGCAAAAGAUUUUGAUACACUUGUACAAUUAAAAGAAUUUGAAAAAGUUUGCAGAGAUUUAAAUGGAAAUAUAAAACCGAUUGUUAUUGUUACUGUUGAUGGUGGUCCAGAUGAAAAUCCUCGUUUUCCUAAAACACUCAUGGCUGCCAUCCGUAAAUUUCGUCGAUAUAAUUUGGAUGCUCUAUUCAUACUGACUCAUGCACCUGGACAAUCAGCGUACAAUGUUGUUGAACGUCGAAUGGCACCAUUAUCACACGAUUUAGCCGGUCUCAUUUUGCCACAUGAUCAUUUCGGUACACAUUUGAAUGAUAGUGGAAUAACAAUUAAUACCGAAUUAGAAAAGACAAAUUUUAAAAAAGCAGGCGAAGUAUUGGCAGAAGUAUGGCGAGGAUCAGUAAUCGAUGAUUAUCCGGUAGUAGCAGAAUAUAUUGAUCCACCAGCAACUACAGAUAAUGAACGACGAGUGGUUGAUGUUACAUUUGUCAUGGAUAAUCUAUUAAAAGCUAUUUGUGCCGAAGAAGAAGCCGAAGAAGGACAUGAAUUUCGUAUUCAUGCCUCAGAUGAAUAUUAUCAAGAAAAAGCACGUCUUCGACAAAUAAUACAUGAUGAGGAACUAGUGUUACAAAAUGGAAAAGAACAUACAAAAUAUGAUAUUGAUGAAUAUUGGUGUGCCACACAUGUUUUACAAACACAAUAUACCAUACAAAUUGUCCGAUGUAAUAAUGCACUGUGUUGUGGAAAAUGGAGAUCAAAUUAUGUACAAAUAUUUCCACAUCGUUUCCUACCACCACCCGUACCAUUUGAACGAACACCUUAUGGUAUUCAAAUGGCUGAUAAAGAUUCGUUAAAAAAUCAGUUUUAUGGUUCAUUAUUUCAUCGUAUACAAUUUCAUGGUGUUGUAAUUAAUCAUACAAAAAAUGACAUGUUACCAUUUGAUUAUUGUUGUUCAUCAGUUAAAAAAGAAUUAAAAAAACGUAUUUGUAAAAUAUGUAAGCAAUAUAUUCCAUCAGCAUAUAGAAUGAAACAACACUAUAAAAUACAUCAACAAUAUCAACAAGAUUCGGAUGAAGAAGGAGGUACAGAUGAUUUAUUUGAUUUGAUGGCUGCUAGUGAAAAAAAUGUCACCGAACCAGCAAUACCAGAAGGUGCUGUCAUCUUCAAUGAUAUGUUAGAUUGGUUAAAAUCAGAUUUUGAAGAAUUAGAUUUACAAGAGCAAAAGGCUUUAAAUAAUUUAAAAGCUACAUCGAAACGAGAAAAAUCAACAAUGAAACUGCGUUCUAAUUCAACGACUCAUCUAACAGCUGAACAAUUGGAAAAAUUAAAAUUAAAUGAAAAUGGUCAUAUGAAUGGAAAAGAUGAAGAACAAGAAACUGAAUGUGAUGGUGUAGAAGAAAAUGGUGGUGAUAAUGAUAUUGAUGCUGAUUGGACGCAAGUGGAUAUUUAG
Didymodactylos carnosus is the source of this 3726-nucleotide messenger RNA. The record is from the annotation of a GenBank genome assembly. NCBI's taxonomy places the organism in Eukaryota, Metazoa, Rotifera, Eurotatoria, Philodinida, Philodinidae.